AUGUUUGAAAUCUCAUCUUUAAUUUAAAAUGGUAUUCAGAAAGAAGAAGAAGAUAAAUAAGUUAAUUAGAACUAUAUUUGUGAAAUAAUGAGGAGAAAAUAAAUGCAUUUCCAUUAGAAAAUAGUAUAAUGAUUAUUUUAAUCUUAAUGAAAAUUUUGGAAUAAUAAAGCUAGAUAUAAGGAGGAUGUAGAGUCAGAUGUUGAGUUAUAGAAAGAAAUGGAAGUAAAAUAAUUGUAAUAACAAGCAGCAAAGAAUAUUAAAUGAUACUGAUAUUUGAGGUGUGCAUGUAGAUAAAGAACAAGAUGUAUUAGAAUAGAAAACAAACUAAUUAUUAUAUUAAUACAAUUUAAUUGGAUUGUAGUGUAGAAGUGAGAAAAAUUAGAAUUAAACUGGAAAUAAUUUAGAAAAAAAUGUUAAAAAAUUGA
Paramecium primaurelia is the source of this 425-nucleotide messenger RNA. NCBI's taxonomy places the organism in Eukaryota, Ciliophora, Oligohymenophorea, Peniculida, Parameciidae. The record is from the annotation of a GenBank genome assembly.